ACCUAAAAUCGAAUUUUGUAAAAAAGCUAGCAUAGAUGACAAAGCUAGUCUUACGGGGGAUUGAAGAUCAUAUCCAAUUGAAUAUUUUGUAAGUUGAAUGUGUUUUGUGGUAUCAAAUUAUUGAGUAAAUAAAAAUGAGCUCGGAAAUUCCUACAAGUACCAUCUUUUGCUACCCAGACGAUGUAAAAGGCAAAUCAAAUGUUGAGGUGCUCAAUGUAAAUAAUGUUGAUUCUUCAGGAUGUGUUGUGCUAAAUGACGAAAAGCUUUUGGAAUUAAUACAGUUGUAUCCAUUUUUGUACAAUCCACGUGUGCGUCCAUUCCAGGAUGCCGAUUAUGACGAUUGGGCGUGGAAUCGCAUUACAUCGGCAUUCAAUUUAACUUAUACGGGCUUUCUGCCACCCGUCUUGUUUACCAAGGAUGACUUGUUGCGUCGGUGGAAUAAGCUCCAGCCGAUUAUAAUGAAAAUGGCAAAAAUGUUGGAUUUAACUGCAAUACCAGAACCAUUGCGUCAGAUAAUAGUGAAGAUCAACAUUCAGCUUGAAGAUCAAAUAACAGAUGUACGAACAAAUAAUUUAACCCAGGCGCAACAGAUCAUAUACGACAACAUGAGAAUGGUUGAGCAGUUACCAUUAACAAGACGCUUACAAUUAGAGGCUGAAAUGAUGGACUUAAUAUUAAAUACCGAAUUAGAUUCCAAAGCCACUAUAAAGUUAACUGAUGCAAAUUUAUUGAGUGUUGAUGAUGAAUACGAAGAACUACUUGAUUUGAUGGAUAUUAAAGAAUUAAUAGUUUUGAAAUCUACCUAUAAACCUUGCAUGACCGAGAUUAAGGAUAAUUCACAGGAACAGUUAGUGACAAGUACCACGUCGAAUGCAUCAUAUGAAACUAGUUUGCCCAGCGAUAAUAGCUCAGCUAGAAUGCCCAAAAUGAAUAAGAAAUCAAAAACUAUUAAAAAAGUUUUACCAAAAAUUAAAAGCGGAAUUCCAGCAGCGCAGAUCUCCCCAUUAAAGUCGGCAACACAAACUCAAUGGUUCCCUUUAAAAGAUUCCUCCAAGUAUGUAAAACGUUGUUUAGUCCGAAUAAAACGUACAAAUAUGGAAGACUACAUACCAUUGUCAUAUAUAAGCCGACAGCGCAAAACUUCAACGCGCACAACCGCUUACAAUCGCACCAUGGAAAAACAACCUGACGAACCAGAGGAUGUCACGAAUGAGCCACUGCCUUCGAUGAGUGCCCCAAAAACAAGGGCACAAAUACAACGUGAGUAUAGACAGCGGAUUGCUGCAUCCCAAACUCCUGCACAGAAAGCAGCUGCAAGAAAAGCACGUAAAGAAAGAGAUCGAUUACGCAAAGUUACUAACUUGGCUAUUGCCAGUGGUUAUUUUGGAGCUACAACUCCAUCUUCAUCUCGUUCAGGGGAAGAGUCGAACAAUGUCCAACCUGUCCAAUGUCAACAACACGCGCUACAAUCUACCACCACUGAAGAUCAACCUAAUGAGCGUGUCAAUCUCAAAACGGAGCCACUCUCUCCGGCAAUUCCUGUUCCCAUGGAGGAUCAAGAAGCUGUUGCAUCUGUCUCUGCGAGGCCAUGUAGAAAACGAAUAACUGCUGCUCCAAAAACCAGGGCACAAAUACAACGUGAGUACAGACAGCGGCUUGCUGCAUCCCAAACUCCUGCACAGAAAGCAGCUGCAAGAAAAUCACGUAAAAUAAGCUAUCAAUUACGCAAAACUGUUAACUUGGCUAUUGCCAGUGGUUAUUUUGGAGCUAGAACUCCAUCUUCAUCUCGUUCAGGGGAAGAGUCGAACAAUGUCCAACCUGUCCAAUGUCAACAACACGCGCUACAAUCUACCACCACUGAAGAUCAACCUAAUGAGCUUGUCAAUCUCAAAACGGAGCCACUCUCUCCGGCAAUUCCUGUUCCCAUGGAGGAUCAAGAAGCUGUUGCAUCUGCCUCUGCGAGGCCAUGUAGAAAACGAAUAACUGCUGCUCCAAAAACAAGAGCACAAAUACAACGUGAGUACAGACAGCGGAUUGCUGCAUCCCAAACUCCUGCAGAGAAAGCCCUUGCAAGAAAAGCACGUAAAGUAAGAUAUCAAUUACGCAAAACUGUUAACUUGGCUAUUGCCAGUGGUUAUUUUGGAGCUACAACUCCAUCUUCAUCCCGUUCAGGGGAAGAGUCGAACAAUGUCCAACCUGUCCAAUGUCAACAAUCUACCACCACUGAAGAUCAACCAGAUGAGCGUGUCAAUCUCAAAAAGGAGCCACUCUUUCCGGCAAUUCCUGUUCCCAUUUGGAUUCAAGAAUCUGUUGCAUCUACCUCUGCGAGGCCAUGUAGAAAACGAAUAACUGCUGCUCCAAAAACAAGAGCACAAAUACAACGUGAGUACAGACAGCGGAUUGCUGCAUUGCAAACUCCUGCACAGAAAGCAGCUGCAAGAAAAGCACGUAAUGUAAGACUUCGAAACAACAGAUUACGCCAAGCUGCUAACUGGGCUAUUGCUAGUGGUUCUCUUGAAGCGACAACUACAUCUUCAUCCUGUUCAGGGGAAGAGUCGAACAAUGUCCAACCUGUCCAAUGUCAACAACACGCGCUACAAUCUACCACCACUGAAGAUCAACCUAAUGAGCGUGUCAAUCUCAAAAAGGAGCCACUCUCUCCGGCAAUUCCUGUUCCCAUGGAGGAUCAAGAAGCUGUUGCAUCAACAGAAUAACACAAAUAGUAAGAAGUUAAAUAUCACAUUACUAUAAAUUCACAUAUUUGUAUUUGCGUAUGCCUUGUUGUUGUUGUUGUUGUAGCAGUACCUUUGCCCUAUCAGUGUAGCGCAAUCACCGGUCGUCUUCGUCUAGCUCAUCUAACGGUAGGCCCAGGAAACUAGCUGUUUCGACGGGUUGGGGGUAGAGAGAGAGAGGUGUUAGAUGAGUGGGUUUAAUGGGGCAUGUGAAAAGGUGGACAUAUGAUUAGUAUGUCGGAGUCGAUUCUAGACAAGUAGGAGUUUAGCCUGCUACAAUAUCCAGAAAGUAAUUGUGCCAAGGUAACGCGGGACUCUCGGGGAAGUCGGAGCUCUUCGUCUGCGAUUGGUGGUGGUUGGACUCCGAUAACGGCAUUCGGGGGUCGGGAGCUUAAGAAGGUGGUGAGAGUCUCCCGAUGAAUACCGUUUAUGGCCCGUCUGUACACCGUCCGAUCCAGUAGCUGUCUGUUGGUUUUGUCUGAGAUCUCGUCCGCGUAGUUGAGGAGAUGCUUCCUGAUGUGCCUGGGAGGUGGCUCAGGCUCGAGCAGGUGUCUGCACGUGUGAGGCCUGCGGUAACACCCUUACAUAUGCCUUCUUCCUGUGUGCAUGGUAAUGAACCAUUGCUCUAGGAAAUGUAGGAAAUGAAAGGGAGUGUUUCGAGUGUACUGUGUCUUGAAAAAGUCAAAUCGAUGAUGAUGUCUCGUAGUCGUGAUGACUUAUUAACGUCUAACAAUCGAAAUUGAACAUAUCUUUCAUGAAUUUGAUAAAUCUUUCGUAAUUUUUCACGUUUGUGUAAAUGUAUAUUAAUUUGAUCAAUUCCAUUGCGAUUCCAUUUACCUCCUUCUCUAUAUCCAUACAAAAUAUCUAUCAAACAAAUAAAAUUAAAAUUUUCUUCAAAGCUAAAGGCAAAUACAUAAUCAGCUCGGACAAUGCAGCUCCAAAAUUAAAAUUGUGUGGGUCCCAGGGCAUUGCGGAAUUGGUGGUAACACCUUCGCUGACAAAGCAGCCAAGAAAGCUAGCACCUCACCAAGUAUUUUUCACAACACUUACUUUAAGGCGGAUAUUAAACACAGAAUCAAUGCCUUUAUUAAAGAAUUCACACACAACGAUUGGUGCAAAUAUCAGCACGCCUACAAGCGCAUAAAUCCGGAACGAAAUAGGCCAGAUAUCUCAUCGAAUUGCUCCUCUCAGCAGCUAAAAAUUUUCACAAGAUGCCGUCUGAGUCAUACUAAAAUUAGCCACGAACACCUCCUAACUGGUAAAGCAGCCCCCGAGUGUAGUAUAUGCAACCGCCCACUGUCUAUAAAUCACAUUUUAGAUCAUUGCCCUAAGUUUUCCAAUAGUAGGAAAAACAUAUUUAAAAACCAAUCACCUUCCGUCGCAUUAAGAAAAUGUUAAAGAUAUUUACAAGUUUAUAUACCAAAACAAUCUACUAUAUCUUGAAUAAUAUAUUACAAUUAAUGUUACCUAAUCUAAAGUUGUUAUACUCAGUAAUGUUAAGAUAUAUUAGAUAAACAUCAGGCCGAUAGUCUUAGUAGCUAGUGCCU
Molecule: messenger RNA, 4279 nt
Organism: Anastrepha obliqua
Lineage: Eukaryota; Metazoa; Arthropoda; Insecta; Diptera; Tephritidae
Gene: Lhr
Exons: 2
Coding region: 135-2714 (859 amino acids)
Source: RefSeq, a predicted model, not a curated record